This is a messenger RNA of Schizosaccharomyces octosporus yFS286, 1690 nucleotides long. Its product is annotated as CobW/HypB/UreG nucleotide binding domain-containing protein. Gene Ontology annotation, cellular component: cytoplasm. The record is from RefSeq and is a predicted model, not a curated record. NCBI's taxonomy places the organism in Eukaryota, Fungi, Ascomycota, Schizosaccharomycetes, Schizosaccharomycetales, Schizosaccharomycetaceae. The coding region runs from base 146 to 1375 and encodes 409 amino acids. The transcript has a single exon.
GAUGAAAGUGUAUGUUUGUCGCUUUUAGUAGAUGUCGGUUUCAAAUUUGAAUGUUUCAGAGUAUUGGUGGUUGUGAAUUGUAAAUUUAAUUUGGGUAAGUUGAAUUUGUGUAAGAUUCAUUCAUCCUUUUAACCCACACGAAGCUAUGUCCAAAGAAACAGAGGAAGCUCCAUUGCUAGUAGACGAGUCGGUCAUUAGUAAAGAUGAACUGCAAGAACUGAAUGAACCAGAACCGGUUAACGAAAAGGAGCCUGGUGUCAUUGGAAACGAAGAUAUUGCUUCAGGUAUCGGGAAUCAGAAUUCACCAUUCAAUUCCGUCGAAGAAGAUUCUGGUUCUAAAGCUGUUCCUGUGACAAUUUUGACUGGAUUUCUGGGUGCAGGAAAAACAUCCCUAUUGAAAUGCAUUCUUGAAAAUGCACAGGGAAAGCGAGUCGCCGUCCUAAUGAACGAAGUCGGAGACUCUGGUGACUUGGAAAGAAAUCUAAUGGAAGAAGCUGGUGGAGAAGAGCUUUAUGAAGAAUGGGUGAGUCUUUCAAAUGGAUGCAUGUGUUGCACUGUGAAAGACAGUGGUAUCAAAGCGAUUGAACAAUUAAUGAAGCAAAAAGGGAAGUUUGACAGUAUAGUGAUUGAAACCACUGGGGUUGCCAAUCCAGGACCUUUAGCUCAGACAUUUUGGCUUGACGAUGCUUUGGGUAGCGAGGUACAAUUAGACGGUGUUGUAACAGUGAUUGAUUGCCAGAACCUUGACAGCAUUCUCAAUGAUAGUACUGAAAUCGGCAGCAUUCAGAUAAGCCAUGCUGACUGUCUUGUACUGAACAAAACCGAUAAAGUAAAUACGUCCGAACUUGAACGAAUUUACCACGUCGUUCGCUCGAUCAAUCCCCUCGCUAAGAUUUGUGAAACAAGUUAUGGUCGAGUUCACGACAUUCAAGAAAUUCUGGACCUGAACGCAUAUCGAGAAAGCGAGGAUUUUCAGAAGUUUAUGAUUCCCUCGACUCCCCAUACUCACAAUAGUCACGAUGUUGGACACGGCAAGGCGUGCACGAGUGAGACGCCUGUAACUAGUAUAACAAGUCGGACAUUUGAAUUACCUAGGAGGAUGUCUGCUGACGAAUACGAACGAUGGCUUCAAUGGAUACGUGGGAUUUUAUGGCUUUGUUUAGAAACUGGUGAGGGGGAAGAAUAUAUGAUAUAUCGCAGCAAAGCCUUACUUCAAAAAGACGAUGGUUCCUGGCAUGUCAUGCAGGGAGUCCGUGAAGUUUUUGAAGUGUUACCUCUUCCAAGAUCUGCUAAAAUAAAUUCCGACAAACAGCUCCAUCCUGUUACCGUUUUGAUUGGAAAGAACGUUGACCGUAUUCCCCCAUUUUUGACAUAGGAAGUAUAUCUUAAACAUCAUUACAGACCUCUAUGUACAUCAAUACUUCUAUAAAUAUCUACCGGUAAAUUUUAUAAAGUAUUUUAACUUGUUAUAAUCCUAUAGACAUGUUAUGCUGACUUUGUCAUCUGACCUUUCAUACAGUGCAUCACUAUACGUAAAACGCGUUUUCUUUCAACCUGAUUUCAGUUUAAUAAAUUUACACCCUAUGUUUUUACCCUAAAUCCAUAAAAAAGCUACUACUCGUAAUGUUGUUUUACAAAACAAAAUAGAGCAUGCUUGGUGUGACUCAGAUGUAAUAAAACACUACCCAAG